Molecule: messenger RNA, 1266 nt
Organism: Amaranthus tricolor (Joseph's coat)
Lineage: Eukaryota; Viridiplantae; Streptophyta; Magnoliopsida; Caryophyllales; Amaranthaceae
Exons: 3
Coding region: 1-1266 (421 amino acids)
Source: RefSeq, a predicted model, not a curated record
AUGUCCAGUAUACGUUGCAUCAUAGCAAUAGCAGCAUCCAAGCAAUGGGAUAUAUGGCAAUUGGAUGUAAACAAUGCGUUCCUCCAUGGUGAUUUGCAUGAAGAGGUGUACAUGAAGGCUCCUCAUGGUUUGUCCAAUCCUUCUGGCAAGAUCUGCUUACUACAAAAAUCCCUUUAUGGUCUUAAACAAGCUUCAAGGCAAUGGUUUGCAAAGCUCACUUCAGAAUUGAUUUCCCGAGGAUACACUCAGUCCAAAAAUGAUUAUAGUCUGUUCCUUAAGACAGCAAUGAUUCUAAAGGUUGUUGAUGAUAUUCUUAUAACAGGCAAUGAUUCUAAAGGUAUUUCUCAACUUAAGUCUCACCUUCAUCACAUCUUUACAAUAAAAGACUUAGGCAAACUUCAUUUCUUCUUGGGCAUUGAAGUUGGGUACACCACCUCUGGGAUAAGCCUCACUCAGACCAAAUAUACAAGAGAACUCCUUUCCCAUUGCAACAUUCAAGAUCUUACACCUACUGUCACUCCUCUUCCUCAAAACAUCAAGCUUCAUCAACAAGAGGGUGAAUUAUAUCAUGAUCCUACAUACUACAGAACUAUGGUGGGUAAGAUGAAUUUCUUAACUCACACUAGGCCUGAUUUGGCAUUCACAGUUCAACAUUUGAGUCAAUUUUUACAAGAACCCAGAGCACCUCAUGUUGCAGCCCUCCACCAUGCCUUGAGAUAUAUUGCUGCUACUGAAGGGCAAGGUAUCCUCCUAAAUAGUUCUGGACAACUUACCUUACAGGCUUUUAGUGAUUCUGAUUGGGCCGCCUGUCCCAACACCAGGAGAUCUGUUACUGGUUAUGUUUUGAUGCUUGGCUCUUCUCCCAUAACUUGGAAAUCUAAGAAACAAAGUACUGUCUCUAAAUCAUCAAGUGAGGCAGAAUAUAGAGCUAUGUCCUCUGCUGCUAGUGAAGUAACAUGGAUGGUCAGGCUCCUCCAAGAACUUCAGGUUCCCAUCACCAAACCAGUUAUCCUGCAUUGUGACAAUAUGAGUGCAAUUCACAUUGCAAGAAAUCCCAUAUAUCAUGAAAGGACAAAGCACAUAGAAAUAGAUUGCCAUUUCACAAGGGAGAAAGUUUUAGAAGGACUCAUUCAACUCACUUAUCUUCCAACAUCCUCUCAACUUGCUGAUAUAUGGGCACGGGCCGGAUCAGCAUAUAUGCACCACGAGCACAACCUGCUCAUUGCACGACAUUAUAAGAUAAUUACUAGAUACGACAUGACUUGA